Suillus clintonianus is the source of this 270-nucleotide messenger RNA. RefSeq lists its product as uncharacterized. The transcript has a single exon. The record is from RefSeq and is a predicted model, not a curated record. Lineage: Eukaryota; Fungi; Basidiomycota; Agaricomycetes; Boletales; Suillaceae. The annotation marks the transcript as partial. Gene Ontology annotation, molecular function: DNA helicase activity. Gene Ontology annotation, biological process: telomere maintenance; DNA repair.
AUGAUUAAAGAAUUCAGUCUGAACACUGAGCAAGCUAGGGCGUUCUCACUGAUAGCCAACCACUCCAUUGAAAAUAAUGGUGAACCUCUGCGCAUGUUUUUAGGAGGACCAGGAGGCACUGGUAAAUCGCGUGUCAUUACAGCUGUGCAAGAAUUUUUCAAACGGCGUAACCAAUGCAGUCGUUUUCGAUUGUCGUCCUAUAUGGGUGUGGCUGCACGGAACAUAUCUGGAAUGACUUUACAUUCUGCUCUUCUUCUCAAUCAGCGUAGA